This is a messenger RNA of Rasamsonia emersonii CBS 393.64, 525 nucleotides long. RefSeq lists its product as uncharacterized. The annotation marks the transcript as partial. The record is from RefSeq and is a predicted model, not a curated record. NCBI's taxonomy places the organism in Eukaryota, Fungi, Ascomycota, Eurotiomycetes, Eurotiales, Trichocomaceae. The transcript has a single exon.
GAAGAAGGCUUCGUCUUCACCUGUCGGAGGUUUGGUACUAUCCACUCCAGGGGGGGGCGUCGCAUUCCGGCCGACACCGACAACGACAUUACGACAUGGACGACAUUACUCGGGCCGCUUGUGCGGACGGCUUGUAUCCGCACCCAGUUCGUCGACAUGCAGCGUACAACGGAAGAAAAAUGGGGUUUCGAUAACAGGUUUCCGGCCAACAGCAGCAACUCUACCAUCGCUUCGGGAGCAACUUCUUUUCUGCCCGCAGUCAUGUCACUUCUCUCUCCCAUCUCUGUGACAGGGCCUUCAAUCAAUUGCCACAAUUCUACCUCAUCGCUUCCGGAGCAAGAUCUUCUUUUCGGCGCCCUCGUUGGCAUGCGAUCAUUCUGGUCUGCCCGCAACAGUCAUAUCACUGCUCCAUCUUCUUCCGUUGACGGGCUCUACGACCAGAUCGCGGCAGUUCUACAUCGCUUCCAAAAAUACCUUCUCUUCUGCCGGCAGCAGUCACAUUACUACUCCAUUUUUUGCCGAUGA